Molecule: messenger RNA, 918 nt
Organism: Oryctolagus cuniculus (rabbit)
Lineage: Eukaryota; Metazoa; Chordata; Mammalia; Lagomorpha; Leporidae
Product: olfactory receptor 4A15-like
Biological process (GO): G protein-coupled receptor signaling pathway
Cellular component (GO): membrane
Molecular function (GO): olfactory receptor activity; G protein-coupled receptor activity
Source: RefSeq, a predicted model, not a curated record
AUGGAACGGAGAAACAAUGUGACUGAAUUUGUCCUUUUAGGGCUCACUCAGAACCCUCAGGGUCAGAAAAUAUUAUUUGUGCUAUUCUUGCUCAUCUACAUGGUGACAAUGGUGGGCAACCUACUCAUUGUCGUGACUGUGGUGGUCAGCCCCACCUUGGAUGCUCCAAUGUACUUCUUUUUAGGCUACCUAUCAUUCAUGGAUGCUGUCUAUUCUACUACAGUUACCCCAAACAUGAUUAUAGACUUACUCUAUGAAAAGAAAACCAUUUCCUUCCAAGCUUGUAUGACCCAGCUUUUUAUAGGACACUUAUUUGGUGGAGCUGAGAUUUUACUCCUAGUUGUCAUGGCCUAUGACCGCUAUGUGGCCAUCUGUAAACCCUUGCAUUAUUUGACAAUCAUGAACCAACGGGUGUGUGUUCUGCUGCUGCUAUUGGCGUGGGUUGGAGGUUUUGUGCAUGCUGUCGUCCAACUUCUCUUUGUUUACAACCUUCCCUUCUGUGGCCCCAAUGUCAUCGACCACUUCAUCUGUGACAUGUACCCCUUAUUAAAACUUGCCUGCACUGACACUUAUGUUAUUGGGCUCACUGUGGUUGCCAAUGAUGGGGCCAUCUGUGUCGUCAUCUUUGUUCUCUUACUCAUUUCCUAUGGAGUCAUUCUACAUUCCCUGAAGAAUCUCAGUCAGGAAGGGAGACGCAAAGCCUUAUCUACCUGUGGGUCUCACAUCACUGUGGUGGUCCUCUUCUUUGUUCCUUGUAUUUUUAUGUAUGUGAGACCCCCUUCCACCUUACCCAUUGACAAAUCCUUGACUGUGUUUUACACUGUUAUUACCCCCAUGUUGAAUCCUCUAAUUUAUACUCUGAGAAAUGCAGAGAUGAAAAAUGCGAUGAAGAAGCUCUGGACCAGAAAAAGAAAAUGA